Paramisgurnus dabryanus is the source of this 3855-nucleotide messenger RNA. RefSeq names its product VPS50 EARP/GARPII complex subunit (gene vps50). Gene Ontology annotation, cellular component: EARP complex. The record is from RefSeq and is a predicted model, not a curated record. NCBI's taxonomy places the organism in Eukaryota, Metazoa, Chordata, Actinopteri, Cypriniformes, Cobitidae. Gene Ontology annotation, molecular function: SNARE binding. Gene Ontology annotation, biological process: endocytic recycling; retrograde transport, endosome to Golgi.
GUCAGCAGUGAAACAUGGCACCUGUCUAGGACUACAGGAACUGAUUCGCUAUUUGACAGAAAAACACAACAUCAUCGCGCUUUACAGCUUAGUGCUUUUAACUAUAAGAUGCAGAAAAUCAAGUCUUUGAUGGCCCGUCAGGGCUUGAAAAGUCCUCAAGAGAGUGUGGUUGACAUGAGCCCUCUGGAGACUUUCAGGACCCCCAGCAAGGAGGAGCUGCGAGAACUAAGAGAGCAGCCAACCAAUCCCCAGGAAGAGCAGGAAAUCAUCGACAGCAUUGAGGAAGUGUACUUCUCCAGCGACUCCUUCGACAUGGUGCAAUACGAGCUAGAGAAACUCCCUCCGGAUCUGAACCUUCAGGAACUGGAAGAUUACAGAGAUAUGCUGAAGAGACAGCAAGCAGCCGUGUCUAAAAGAGUGGCCGACCUCAUUUUGGAGAAACAGCCUUCCUAUGUUAAGGAGCUUGAGAGAGUGACAUCUCUGCAGACCAACCUGCAGCUGGCUGCAGUUAUCUGCACAAAUGCGCGAAGACAGCUUCGUACUGCUAAAGGGGGCUUUACUGAAGCCAGUCUGGGGCUUUUGGCCAAUCAGAGACGCCGGCAGCUGUUGACAGGAUUGCUGAAGUCUUUGAGGACCAUAAAGACUCUACAAAGAACUGAUGUUAGAUUAAGUGAGAUGCUGGAGGAGGAGGAUUAUGCAGGAGCGAUCCAGUUGUGUUUAGAAUGCCAGAAGGCCGCCAGCACUUUCAAACACUACAACUGUAUAAGUGAGUUGAAUUCCAAGCUGCAAGACACCUUGGAGCAAAUAGAGGAACAACUAGAUGUGGCUCUGUCCAAAACUUGCAAGCACUUUGAUGUCUCUCACUACACCAAAGUUCAACUGGCAUAUAAGCUUCUAGGCAAGACACAGACGGCCAUGGACCAGUUGCACAUGCACUUCACGCAAGCCAUCCACAACACCGUCUUCCAGGUGGUUCUGGGAUACGUGGAACUGUGUGCUGGCAAUGCCGACACCAAGUUUCAGAAGAUGCAGUACAGGGAUCUUUGCACGCACAUUACCCCAGACAGCUACAUCCCCUGCCUGACAGACCUCUGCAAGGCAUUGUGGGAGGUGAUGCUCAGUUACUACCUGACCAUGCAGUGGCACGACGAGCACUACAAAGAAGAAGAGGCGACUCCUGCAGCGGAUGACCCCAGUGCAAAAGGCUCGGACGAAUCCACGGUGGGCCGCAGCUAUGUAAAAAAGAAACUGGAACAUGGCUUAACACGGAUCUGGCAGGAUGUCCAAUUGAAAGUGAAAGCCUAUUUGCUGGGAACAGACAUGUCUAACUUCAAGUACGACGACUUCAUUGUGGUGCUGGAUGUUAUCAGCAGGUUAAUGCAGGUGGGAGAGGAGUUCUGCGGAAGCAAGUCGGAGGUAUUGCAGGAGUCCAUUAAGAGACAAAGUGUAAACUACUUUAAGAACUAUCACAGAACCCGCCUGGAGGAGUUGCGAAUGUUUCUCGAAAACGAAACUUGGGAGUUGUGUCCCGUGAAGUCAAACUUCAGUAUUGCCCAGCUUCACGAGUUUAAGUUCAUGGGUCAGUGUCGGUCUCCCUCGGUAUCUCCCAGCAGACUACCAGAAUUCACAAAACCUGAGGAUCUUUCUCUCUUUGAGCAGUUCCUACAGGGUGGAAACCCAUUUGAGAUGCAGAUAGAUAAUAAGGAAGAAGAAACGGAGGACGUCCUGGCUUCUAACGGGUAUGAAUCAGAUGAGCUGGAAAAGGGCGUGUAUCAGGACUACGACAGUGAUAGCGAUGUACCUGAUGAGCUUAAGCAAGACUACGUGGAUGAACAAACAGGAGACGUGCCUGUGAAGAGCGUGUCCAGAGAGACCCUCCGAAGCCGGAAGAGGUCCGACUACAAUUUGAACAAAGCCAAUGCACCCAUCCUUACCAAUACCACCCUCAACGUGAUUCGCCUGGUUGGGAAAUAUAUGCAGAUGAUGAAUAUUCUGAAACCCAUCGCCUUUGAUGUCAUCCACUGUGUCUCUCAGCUCUUUGAUUAUUACCUUUAUGCCGUCUACACCUUCUUUGGCCGCAACGACACGAACAUACCGUCUGCAUCUGUGCCUUCUCAAGGCUCUCAGGCUGGGGUGUCCAGACAGACAACCCCUGCCUAUUGGUAUGAAUCUUCUGGGUUAGGUCUGAUCAGCAGCAGGUUGAGAACUACGCUUAGCAGGAUCCAGGAGAGCCUUAUAGAUAUGGAGGCUGGAGGAGAAAGUGCAGGUUCUCAUGCAACUCCUGAGGAAAGGAAGGAGAAAGUCCCCAGCCCUCAUCUCAGUCAGCUUGUGGUCCUUACAGCUAGUGAAUCGCUCUAUGGGUUGGCAGAGAGAGUCGUCGCCACCGAAUCACUCGUUUUUCUGGCGGAGCAGUUUGAGCUCCUUCAGCCCCACCUCGACACCAUGAUGCCUUCAGCCAAGAAGCCCUUCCUCCAGCAGUUCUACUCACAGACUGUAUCUACCGCCAGUGAACUCCGCAAGCCCAUUUACUGGAUAGUGGCAGCCAAAGCCAUAGAUUACGAACAGAUGCUUUUACUGAUGGUGGGAGUAAAAUGGGACAUUAAAGAGAUAAUGUCACAGCACAACGUCUACGUGGAUGUCCUUUUAAAGGAGUUUGAGAAGUUCAACCAGAGACUUGGAGAUGUUUCGAAAAUAGUUCGGAUUCCUCUGCCAGUGUCCAAUGUCUUAUGGGAGCACUGUAUCCGUCUGGCCAACAGGACAUUAGUGGAGGGCUACGCUAAUGUGAAGAAAUGCAGUAAUGAAGGACGUGCGCUAAUGCAGCUGGACUUCCAGCAGUUCCUGAUGAAGCUGGAGAAACUCACAGACCUCAGGCCAGUUCCAGAUAAAGAGUUUGUAGAGACCUAUAUCAAAGCAUACUACCUAACUGAGAACGACAUGGAGCAGUUCAUCAAAAACCACAGGGAGUAUUCAAUGAAGCAGCUGACUAACUUGGUCAACGUCUGCCUCGGGUCCCACAUCAACAAGAAGGCGAGACAGAAGCUCCUCGCAGCUAUCGAUGACAUUGACCGACCAAAACGAUAAAUAUCUUCCAUCUCAACAAAAGCACCUACACUGUUACUCCCACUUCGUCCAGCUCACGUUUAAUCAUUUCAACGUUUGCUGUUUCUGUUUACGUUUUAUUAGGAGUGUAAGCAGGACAUGCUGUGAAUGCAAAUGAAUGCAAUGAAAAGUGGUACCAGUAUCAUUCGAAUGACAACCGUAAUGAAUGACUCAUGAGCUGUCAUAGGGUUUCUUUAGCGAAAGUCCAUAUUCAUUACUAUAGAUUUAAUAGCUUGUUUAGCAUGAGUCUUUAUAAAAUGACAUUGAGACACAUCUCUCAUUCUUUGGUAUUGUAUAGGAAACGCAUGUACUUCACAAUAUGUCUUGCUUUGACAGGCUGCUCUUGCUUAUAGAUGUGUCACCGGUCUCGCCCUGUCACACAAGAAUCCCACACUGCAACUUACUUUCAUCGAUUUUGUAAUUUAUGACACUUGUAGAAACGUGGUUUAUCCCAGAGACUUGUUGUAGUGUCGUCAAAUAUUAUGUGAAAAUGUCUGUCAAUACAACUUUGAAAACCACUCCAUGGACCUUUCUGUUAAAAAUGAUACUGUACAUGUUGCCAUUUUGGAUUAUCUGUUUCAGAUACAGUACGUCUGAAAUGUAUGAACUGUAUAUCGCUCGCCGAAUUACUAUACUGUAUGUUGCUUUGUGUUGUGCUGCUUUCAGAAACAAAACAUUACUAAAAGUGUAAUAAUAUUCUGUGUACCAAGUUAAAGGCAAUGUCGUAAAAUGAAUACACUAAUGUUCUUAUUUGAA